Messenger RNA from Poecile atricapillus (Black-capped chickadee), 2561 nucleotides. It is a transcript of the gene AUH, whose product is annotated as AU RNA binding methylglutaconyl-CoA hydratase. Gene Ontology annotation, cellular component: mitochondrion. The transcript is spliced from 11 exons. The coding region runs from base 1 to 1452 and encodes 483 amino acids. The record is from RefSeq and is a predicted model, not a curated record. NCBI's taxonomy places the organism in Eukaryota, Metazoa, Chordata, Aves, Passeriformes, Paridae. Gene Ontology annotation, biological process: fatty acid beta-oxidation. Gene Ontology annotation, molecular function: enoyl-CoA hydratase activity.
AUGGCUGACGUGGAGGAAGAAGCCAGUGCUGCAGAGUUCAUGAGUGUUCAUUCUGGUGCCACCACACACAGCACAACAGAGCCUGUGCAUGUUGCCUUCAAGGGGAGGUGCUUCAGCCCCCUCACCAGAACGGAGCAGAGGGGCAGAAUUCCCUCCCUCGCCCUGCUGCCCACACAGUUUUUGACGCGGCCUAGGCUGGGGCUGGUUUUCUGGCAAGUCUCAGACCUCCUCCGGCCGACGAGCCUUUUCCUGGCCUGCCAGUUCCAGCCGGGCUGGGACCGGCGCAGGAGCCGGGCCCGGCCGGGGCGGGCCGCCCCCACCCCGCGGCCCCGGGCGGCGGCGGCGCGCGGAGGGGAGGGGAGGGGAGGGGGGAGCGGCGCCCCGUGCGUGCCGCAGCCGGUCACGUGGGCGGCGGGACCGGGGCCGGGGCCGCGAGAGGCUGAGGCGGCGCCGGCAGCAGCGAUGGCGGCGGCGGCGGCGGCGCUGGGCGGGCUCGGCCUCCUGCGCGCCCGGCUCAGGCUCGCAGCCGCAGCCGCCGCGACCUCCGCCCCCCUCGGCCGAAACGGCCACCGCGCGCCCCCGCUGCGAGGAGGCGUCGCCGCCACCGCUCUCCCCUCGGCCGGGAGGAGCUACGGCUCCCAGGCGAAGGAAGAGGAGGAGCUGCGCGUCCGGUACCUGGAUGAUGAGCACAAAGGAAUUGUGGUGCUUGGAUUAAACAGAUCUCAUGCCAAGAAUGCACUUAGCAAAAAUCUUGUAAAAAUGAUGUCAAAAGCUGUGGAUGCUUUGAAAUCUGAUAAGAAAGUACGAACUGUUGUAUUCCGGAGUGAAGUCCCAGGGAUAUUCUGCGCUGGUGCUGACCUUAAGGAAAGGGCAAAAAUGCACUCAAGUGAAGUUAGCUCUUUUGUCUCCAGGGCAAGAGCAACUAUUAAUGAAUUGGCUAAUCUGCCUGUACCUACUAUUGCUGCAAUAGAUGGAAUUGCUUUAGGUGGUGGCCUAGAACUUGCGUUAGCCUGUGAUAUACGGGUGGCAGCAUCUUCUGCUAAAAUGGGCCUAGUUGAAACAAAGUUGGCAAUCAUUCCAGGUGCAGGGGGGACACAAAGAUUACCUCGCACAAUUGGAGUGUCAUUGGCAAAAGAACUAAUCUUCUCUGCACGCAUUGUAGAUGGUGAGGAAGCAAAAUCAAUAGGAUUGAUUAGCCAUGUGGUAGAACAGAAUGAAGCAGGGGAUGCUGCAUACAGAAGAGCAUUAGCUCUGGCAAGAGAAUUCUUACCUCAGGGACCAGUAGCAAUGAGAGUUGCAAAACUGGCUAUCAAUCAGGGAAUGGAGGUUGACUUAGUAACAGGCUUAGCCAUUGAAGAAGCUUGUUAUGCUCAGACUAUCCCAACAAAAGAUAGAAUUGAAGGCCUUCUUGCAUUUAAGGAGAAGAGACCUCCUCGCUACAAGGGAGAAUAAAAGAAUCUGAUGCCUUUAAAAUACAGGGGGAUAAAAGUACUUCUAUGAGGACCAUUAAGGUGCUCUUUGCAUCUGCACCUGAAAUAUCACAAUCACCAAAGUAACAGCAAAUCAUACAGAUGUUACAACAUUUUGAAUGUGUCCAUGCUUAUACAAAGCCAAGACAGAAAUGUGUGUCAGGUCAUGCUCAUUACAGUUUCUGAUGGUUGAUCUGUGUAUUGGCAAAGUCACAAGUUCAUGCAGCAUUUUAAAAAUUACACGUGUAUGAAACAUACCAUUCCACAAUUGAAAAAGCUCUGCAAUUCUUUACAUAGACAAAAUGUAUCUGUGAUGUUAAGCAUAAAUCUGCUCUAUCAUUUUAUUAAAACAAAAGCAACUACUGAACACCAAAAAGAAGAAACUGUACCAAAUAUGCAUUUAAAUUAUUCUGCAUAUCAGUAAAAAUUAUAUUUGAGUAUUCUAUCAGAAUAUCUAUAUUAUUAAUAAAGCUGGGGGAAAUGAAAAAGGAUUAUAAUUCAGAAAAUGUUAAGCUUUGUUUAUCUUACUUACUAAGCAACAUGAAAUUCACUUUAGCACUUAGUGGUGUCCUUUUGAUAAAGUUGUUGCCAUUAUAUUAAUUUAAUUGUAUUAAAUGAUGACAUUUUCGAGGCCAGCCUUUAAUUAUUCAUUCUUGUAUGUUAAACUUGUCUUUGAGUCGCUUUUAUCCAACAUAUCAUCUGAUCAGCACUGUAAUGGAACUUUAUUUCACUUGUCCCAGUUAUUUUAAAUUUUUGAUGAUUGUAUUAAAGAUGGCUGUGCGGGGAUAUGACCAAUGUGCUGUAAUAGAACCUAGCAUUAUCUUAAUCUCCAGAAUAUUCCUUUUGCAAGUUUUAUGAAUGUAUAUUUAUAUACAACAGGGAUGAUGUUAAAAGGUUCUUUAUUCUGUGGUGGCCUCAGAGUUCUUUUCAUACAUUACAAGAGAAAUGCAGUAGGUUUCAAGGUAAGAAAACUUGUGAUUCAUACUGUGUAUUUGCAGUGGACACAGCAUAUACAGGAAAUGUCUGGAAAUAACCUUGUAGAAAGUAUUUUUGUUAAUUUGACUGGAAAAUAAACAUGGCUUAGCAGUCCAA